AUGGAAGAAAAGCAUAACGUUGAAACGCUAGGUAAAGGCUGCGACUCUGCUGAAGAGGAGAAUGAACGCCUGAAGAAGAAGCUCGCAGAAUUGGAGGAGUCAUUACUCCAGAAGGGAAAGGAAAUAGAAAGUCUGAACGACACCUCGCAGAUGCAGGAGACUCGAGGUCUGCGGAAGGAGGUCCAUAUCAUGGAAGACAGAGUUCAGUCACUUCCAAAGAAGAACGAAGAAGACAAGCCUAAGAAUGAAGCUUUGGCUGAAGAGGCCAAGGCGAAAGGAAACAUGUUCUACAAGCUUGGACGCCUGGAAGAAGCUUGUGAAUGUUUCUUCAGGGUACUGGAUCUGGCCGACGACCAAGCAGACUGA
This is a messenger RNA of Macrobrachium nipponense, 366 nucleotides long. RefSeq lists its product as uncharacterized. The transcript has 2 exons. Lineage: Eukaryota; Metazoa; Arthropoda; Malacostraca; Decapoda; Palaemonidae. Bases 1 to 366 code for a protein of 121 amino acids. The record is from RefSeq and is a predicted model, not a curated record. Gene Ontology annotation, molecular function: protein binding.